AUGGAAUACCAGGAGGGAAGCAGAAGCAAGGUGGGCCCUGAGGUGGUCAGGACAGUGCAGAGAGGUGGGGCCCAGGCCUGGGUUGCCAUGGACACCAUGUCCCUGGAGCAUCAGAUUCAGAGUGUGCAACGCCACAUCAGCUUCCUGAAAAAGGAGCAGAUGGCCCUGCUUCGAGACCUGCACCUAGAAAUUCUGAGGCUGCAGAAACGCUGCUCAGAACUGACCCAUGAUCUAGAGAUGAGAGAGGCCCAAUCUCACCAGCAAGAGGAGGCUUCCCGGGAGCUGGAGAGCAAGUGCCGCGCGUUGGAGUCGCAGCUGGAGGCGCGGGCAGCGGCUAACGCCGAGCUGCGGCGGGAGGUGGCGCAGCGCGAGGCGCUGGUGUCGGCGCUGCGCUGCAGCCUGCGCGCCGAGGAGCGCCGCUUCCUGGAGGAGCUGCGACGCCGCAGCCACCGCGCCACCGUGCUGGGCACCGAGCUGCAGAAGCACACCGAGGCGGCCGCCUACCUCUCCAGCCAGCUGCACGCCGCGCGCCAGAGACUGCAGGCCCCGCGCGCAGGCCCUGGCGCCACCGCCGAACCCCGACCCCGCCGGCGCGCACAGCGGGCCCGCCGGCCGCCCGAGGCCACCGCCAAGGGCCCCAGCCGGGACUGGGCCGCCUGGGACCGCGCGGCCUGCGCCCUGGACGACGUCGAUCCCAUGCCCGACCCCGCGCUCUUCCUCUACGCUCGGAGGCCCCCGCGGCCCAACGCCCGCGGCCCGCACCAGCCGCCACCCCAGGAGCCCCCGGACCAAGGCGGCCCGCAGCCCGGGCCCUGCCGGAGCCCGCCCGGGAACGCCAAGUAG
Castor canadensis (American beaver) is the source of this 843-nucleotide messenger RNA. The record is from RefSeq and is a predicted model, not a curated record. Lineage: Eukaryota; Metazoa; Chordata; Mammalia; Rodentia; Castoridae.